Messenger RNA from Mesorhabditis spiculigera, 954 nucleotides. NCBI's taxonomy places the organism in Eukaryota, Metazoa, Nematoda, Chromadorea, Rhabditida, Rhabditidae. The record is from the annotation of a GenBank genome assembly.
AUGUCAUUCUCCAUCCACAGAAUACUCUACCAAUACUCGUUCUCGCUGACAAAUAUAAUGUUCCAUCCCUCAAAAAGCUAUGCAACAAGGGCAUAUCAUCCGCCAAUAAUCCGCGCCUGCAUCUCUUCAAUUGGCCAUCAAUUCGAGACAGUAAUUGGCGAAGAAUGGCAAUCAGAAUGGGAAUCGGCUGAUGCCGAACAGAUUGAACAUAUUUUGAGGCAUAAUUCGCUCAUUGUAUCCAAUGAAUUCAUUGUCUGGAAAGCAGUCCUCCGAUGGCUGAAUUCCCCUACCCACCCCGAAAGAAGAGAACCGAUUACGGUAGCAAAACUGAUGAAUAACCUACUGCCGCUGAUCAGAUUCCCCUUCAUGUCCGGUGAGGAAUUGGCCGAGGUAGAAGAGGGUGAAAUGCCGGAGACAGCCCGUUCCCUCCAUCUACCAUUCGUCAAUUUGGCAUACAAAUACCAGGCUCAGCCGCUGGCCAGAAGGGCUCAAGCAGUCGAGUUCUCCGGCUGUCAAUUCCUCGUCCGCCUGUAUUCUGACGUGCGUUGGACCGCCCGUAUCAUCCUCAGUCGUCAUGAUCUCGACAGUCGUACUCGGCCAGAGAUCAGCUCCUCGUUUAUGACCCGUGCCUCUGCUAUCCAGAAUGACGGAUGGAAAUGGUCCCUGAAGAUAAUCGGCUCAAAUUACGGUGGGGACGAGACGAAACGAGUGAUAUUAGUGGCUGAGGAAAUCGAUCAAGCCAGAUCCGUGGAGUACCUGUUUACGAUCUGUGAUGAGAGCAAAGUGUUACGCUCGGUGGCCGGCAGAAAGAAUUUCACAAAGUCGAGAGAUUCAACGGAGCUGAGCCUGAAGCACAAGGGAGCCGAAUUGCCAUUCCAUGAGGUAAUCCGCGACGCGUCCCUUUUCGUCGAUGCAAAUGAAUUGCAUAUCCAGUUGAUGCUCAAACCCAUCGAA